Messenger RNA from Cheilinus undulatus (humphead wrasse), 4136 nucleotides. RefSeq names its product phosphatidylinositol 4-phosphate 5-kinase type-1 alpha-like. Gene Ontology annotation, biological process: phosphatidylinositol metabolic process. The coding region runs from base 350 to 2122 and encodes 590 amino acids. The transcript is spliced from 16 exons. Lineage: Eukaryota; Metazoa; Chordata; Actinopteri; Labriformes; Labridae. Gene Ontology annotation, molecular function: phosphatidylinositol kinase activity. The record is from RefSeq and is a predicted model, not a curated record.
CACCGCUUCCUCGUUCAUUAGUUUUAAGGAAAACAGUGCCUGAAGAAGAUCAAAAAAGUUUAUGUUUCCUUCUGUGUGGACGGCAAAAACUAACUCACAACGUUUCCGAGUGAGUUUCCUGUUUGUCUGGCUUAUUAUUUGUUUGUUAUAAGCGGUUCUAGCAGAGUUAUAGUCGGAAAAGUUCAACCGAAAUUAGCAGCUAGUUAGCAUUCUCGCUUCUGUUUCUUCAACUGUCGCAAUUCAGAUUCCAGGCGACAUGGAGAAAGCAGGCAGCGUCUGAAGUCCAGGGCAGAAUUCAUGAUCUGAGUUUUUCCACCACGAGAAAGUCUGAGUUUAUUUCCAGGUCUGAAUGGCCACAGCUGCAGAGGAGCCUCCGGGGCUGCAGGGAACCUCUGGGUAUUCAACAGGGGUCAGAAAAAAUGCUCCUCCUGAGGGACCAAGUGCGACUAUGUCUCCUAACAUGAAGAAAACUAUUGGACAUCGAGGAAUUGAUCCAACAGGGGAGACCACAUACAAAAAGACGACAUCGUCUGCCCUGAAAGGUGCGAUCCAGCUCGGCAUCACUCACACUGUUGGCAGCUUGAGCCAGAAACCUGAGCGAGACGUCCUGCUGCAGGACUUUGAAGUAGUGGAAAGCAUCUUCUUUCCCAGCGAGGGUAGUAAUCUGACGCCAGCUCACCACUAUGGAGACUUCAGGUUCAAGACGUACGCCCCAAUCGCCUUUCGCUACUUCAGGGAGAUGUUUGGCAUCCGGCCUGAUGACUACAUGUAUUCUCUGUGUAAUGAGUCACUGAUCGAGCUGUCCAACUCUGGAGCCAGUGGAUCUCUCUUCUACCUCUCCAGUGAUGAUGAGUACAUCAUUAAGACAGUGCAGCACAAAGAGGCAGAAUUUCUGCAAAAGCUGCUUCCAGGAUACUUCAUGAACUUGAACCAGAACAAGCGGACCUUAUUACCAAAGUUUUAUGGACUGUACUGCGUCCAGGCAGCAGGGAAGAACAUCCGUAUCGUAGUCAUGAACAAUCUGCUCCCAAGCACUGUACGAAUGCACCUCAAGUAUGACCUAAAGGGCUCCACUUACAAGAGAAGAGCUUCGGUUAAAGAGAGGGAGAAAAAAGUACCCACGUACAAGGACCUUGAUUUCAUGCAGGACAUGCAGGAGGGGCUGUUAAUGGAAGGGGACAAGUACAGUGCUGUGUGCAAGACCAUCCAGAGAGACUGUCUGCUGCUGCAAAGUUUUAAGAUUAUGGAUUACAGCCUCCUGGUCGGAGUCCAUAAUUUAGACCAGGCUUGUCGAGAGCAGGCCAGUGAAGAGGCGGGGGCAGCGUGCGCGGACCAAAGGAGACCCCAAGGCCAGAAGUCCCUGUACAGCACGGCCAUCGAGGCCAUCCAGGCAGAAGCAGGGAGUGUGGGAUCAACAGAACCAGAGGACCAAACGGGAGGAAUCCCCGCACGAAAUGCAAAAGGCGAGAGGCUGCUGGUCUAUAUAGGUAUCAUUGACAUUCUACAGUCUUACAGAUUAGUAAAGAAGCUUGAACACUCGUGGAAAGCUCUGGUUCAUGAUGGGGACACUGUGUCAGUACACAGACCGAGUUUUUAUGCAGAAAGAUUCCAGAAGUUCAUGUGCAACACGGUCUUCAGAAAACUCUCACUAAAGACCUCCCCAUCUAAGAAGCGCCGAGCAUUGACACACGGUCCUCUGAGAAAGGCGGGCGCCUCUGGGCCGCCUCUUUCGACCCAAACGAGCACCAACAGUCAGCUCCAACAUCAAAUCAGCACCGACACAAAAGAAGAUGCUGAAGCAGACAGCGGCAUGCAGUCAGGUCGUCCUGACCUCCUCCCAGACACCUCACUGCCAAACGAAUUAGUUGGCAACGCUUCUGAAACCACAGACUCCUUCUCCUCGUCUAUGGGAAUCUCUGGAUUUACUCCCUCAGCUCAGCCUUCACCUCGCUCACAGAGCAGCCGAUCAGGGGCAGUGGAUUUAAACAGCAUGUUGAGUAAAGCCCAGGAGCACAGCACCCCUAAGAGCUCUCAGGUUGAGACUCUUGAAGACAGUAUUGGCUCAGUCGAUGUGAUCUCACUCAGUGACAUCGUUCCUACUGCAGGCAAAUGUUCUGUGUAGGUGUGGUAAAGAAUUAUGGAACCAAACUAAUGGAAGCAAACUUUGAGGACGUUCUGAGCAUGGAUCAAAUGUUACAGCCCACCUUGGUGCGAUUUUAGGUACCACAACAGAAAAUCUGUGUCGCAGUGUAACCAAGUGGGAUAUUAUUUUGUUCUUCUUGUCGUUGUUUUUGCACUUUGAUUUCCAACUAUGAACCUGGUAUGAACUUGUCAGUUUGUGGUGGUGGUUCUGACACUAGUGAUUCGGGGCUUACAUUCAUGCUGUGUUGUUAUUGAACACUAUUACUCAUCUCAGAGGAAUGAUUAGAUGCUCAACCAAAGAUUCUUCUUCACUCUGAUGUGCUUAAUGUGAGGACUCUGCCUUAUUUCAGAACAGUUUUCUGACUUUUUAUUUUUAUAAAUUCCACUAAGUAGAAAAUUGCUGUAGCACCUUUUUACAUAUUUUACUGGACCCUGUGACUCAGCGUUCUGCUAUGACUUUAACUAACAUGCUUUAACAAAAACAAACAUUUUAUUUGGAUAAAGGUUUAAAUAAACAGAUUACUUUAAAUAUCCCCUUAUUAUUGAAGGGUAAACAGAUAUUUUAAGACUUACUCUAUGCAACUUAUGCUGGAAAAAGCAGUGAUUCUCUACCUGUGAGUCUUGUUUUGGACCUGAAAGACUGUGAAGCUGUCCUCUUCCAUGUUCAGGUCAACAGGUUAUUUAAGAGCAUAAACACUAUAUAAAUGUAUAUCCAUCUAUCAAAGAUCUAAUCUGAAAAUGUGUUUGGUCAAAGCAGUGAAAAAGGCAUGGACCUAAAGGUCUGUCCCAUGAAGCAGGAACAGCCUGAUAGGCAGAAACCAGUGCACCUAAAGCAACACACCAAACCAUCAUCGGUUUAGUGUAAGGAGGACGUCGAGUCUUGUGUUCUUACAGGGUUUCGCUUUACAAUUAAACAACAAUACACAAAAGUAUCACGUUGCAGAGAGCUUGGUAUAUACAAUAUUACAAACCUGGUACAAUCACUUUAUUUUUAAUUAAGAUAAAUGACGAUAUAGAUCAUUGUAUAGGUAAUGUUUGUAUUACAAACCGGUGUUCCUCUCUGGUUGUAAAACUAAAACUGCAAAAUGUAGACAACUCUUCAAACUACCUGUUAAUGAAAUGUACUGUUUUCUAGUAUUCCUAUUGGUUCAGUAUGUGUGUAUUCUCGAAAUUGUAGCCUUCAAGAACAAAUUUUGUUUGUUGGAUGAAAAGAUAGCAGGAUUUUGAUGUGAGGAUGACAUAGCAUAUGGUUUGAUGUAAUGGCAUCUACUUUUAAAACCCAGUUGUAUUUUUACAGCCAGUAGGCAUUAACACUGCAAUAUUGUGUGUUCGUGUUUGAUAGUGUAAGUAGUAUUACAGUUUUUUGAACACAAAAGAAAUAUUUUGUAAUUCAAUGAAAAGAGCUUGCUGCUUUGGAGGUAGGAGGUUUGUAACCUAAGUAUAUUUCUUGUUAAAGAAGCUAACCAUGGAUAAGAAAAUAAAAUGAAAAAUGCAGGCUAGAAGGAUGUUUGACUUUGCUGCUAAAACAAAACUGUGCUGGUGGUGCAUUUCUCACUCUUCUUUUGAGCUACUAAAAUCUAAAAAAAACAAAAAAGCAACAAAAACUCACCAUGGUAUGGAUUACUCACACCUUAGGUAUCUCUUACCUUUCUAGUGUCUUUAUGUCAAUCACAUAUUAGAACCAACUGGUGAAAGAACAGAUUUAUCAUGUGUUGGUUCUUGAUUUUUCUGUUUCCCGUUCUUCCCUUUUCACAUAUAUAUAUAAUGUUUUAUAUCUCUAGAAAAAAGUGGUGAUGGCUGCCUGGUGUGUAAAAACAUAGAGGACCAAAACUUUUAUAAGCUCAAACUGGUAUAAGUUGUAAAAAUUGAUUAGUUGAGUGAGUUUUGGCUUUUAAAAUAGGGAUGCCGUUUUUAAAAUUGGAUGUAUUGAUUGGGACAAGUUUCAUUAAAUUGUUCAUCAUUUGGACUUGAAAAAACCUGAAAUUAUGUUUUGU